CCCAACUUUCUCUCUUCACUUCGGCUUCAGAGUUCAGUCUCAUCACUAACAAGAAGAAAUUGAAGUUUCUCUACUUCUUCUGUCAAAUCAAAGGCUUCGCAAUUCUCUCCCAAACCUGUUAAGGAUGGGGGAUGGUGGUGAAGAGGGCCAAAUCCAACUAGCUAGAAAAGUUAGAGGACCAACUACCUUGAAGUUUCUGGAUGCGCUACUACCAGGACAGAAAUUUCAAGUUGAAUCUUGGCUUAAUUCACCCGUCGGACCAAAUUCUAAUUACAUGUCUAUGUUCAUUAGCCACCUACCUAAAGACGGCAACAAUUUACCAUUGAAUGUACCGUGGACUCAGAUGCCGGCUGGGUCUAUUCUGAACGCUAUUUUGGAAGUUAAGAAAUUUUUUGAUUACCCGGAUGAUUUGAAUGAUUGGAUUAUAGCUAAGCUGCACGAUAGGUGGAAUAGUCACAAACAUGAUGUAAAAAAAGAAGGAUUCUAUAAGUACAAUACUCUGGAAGAGCGUCUUGCUAAUCGACCCAAUGAUGUUGUUGAGAGCCAGUGGGAGCCAUUGAUUGAGUACUGGCAAAAUCCUCUCCAGUCUCCAUGAAGAUGGUGAACGGUGGUGAAGAGGGCCAACUACUAGCUAGAAAAGUUAGAGGACCAUCAACCUUAAAGUUUUUGGAUACUCUACAGCCAGGACAGAAACUUAAAGUUGAAUCCUGGCUUAAUGCAGCCGUGGGACCAAAUUCUGCUUACUUGACUACGUUCAUUAGUCAUCUAGCUAAAGAUGGAAAUAAAUUACCGUUGACAAUAGCAAAAUGGAAUCAAAUGCCGUCUGUGUUCGUUCUGAAUGCUGUGUUGGAAGUAAAGAAAGUAUUUGAUUGCCCGGAUGAUUUGGAUGAUUGGAUUGUAGCUAAGCUGCACGAUAGGUGGAAAAGUCACAAACAUUUAGUAAAAAAAGAAGGAUUCUAUAGGUACACUACUCAGGAAGAACGUCUUGCUCAUCGACCCAAGGAUGUUGUUGAGAGCCAGUGGGGGCUAUUGAUUGAGUAUUGGCAAGAUCCUUGCACAGAAGAAAAUUCUGCUAAAAUGAAAGAAAGAAAUGCUAAACAAACUGUUCGACACAGUGGCGGCCCCAAACCACAUGUUAAAUAUGCAGCAGAGUUAGAAGCUAAGCUUGAAAGACCCCCUACAGCUCAGGAGAUAUACGAUGCUACCCAUGGGAAGCGAAAGAAGCAAAUGGAUGCCCUUGAAUACAAGCCAAGCCAGCAUAGCUCUGAAAGCUCUGCAACCAGAGAAAAUGAUGCAAUCUUGCAGCUUACAGGACAGGAUUUGGCGUCUCCUGUUUCUUCGUCAAAAAAGAUGAAGAUGAGUGCAGAAGCAUCUGGCUCUCGGGAAAUAAACACAGUAGUACCGGCUUCGCUCAAGAUCUAAAUCUAUUCC
This is a messenger RNA of Papaver somniferum (opium poppy), 1431 nucleotides long. RefSeq lists its product as uncharacterized. The record is from RefSeq and is a predicted model, not a curated record. The transcript is spliced from 9 exons. Lineage: Eukaryota; Viridiplantae; Streptophyta; Magnoliopsida; Ranunculales; Papaveraceae. The coding region runs from base 592 to 1422 and encodes 276 amino acids.